Symphalangus syndactylus (siamang) is the source of this 4411-nucleotide messenger RNA. It is a transcript of the gene MTMR1, whose product is annotated as myotubularin related protein 1. Gene Ontology annotation, cellular component: membrane; cytoplasm. NCBI's taxonomy places the organism in Eukaryota, Metazoa, Chordata, Mammalia, Primates, Hylobatidae. Gene Ontology annotation, molecular function: phosphatidylinositol-3,5-bisphosphate 3-phosphatase activity; phosphatidylinositol-3-phosphate phosphatase activity. The record is from RefSeq and is a predicted model, not a curated record. Gene Ontology annotation, biological process: phosphatidylinositol dephosphorylation.
UGACAGCUAAUGGCGGCGGCCGCCUGAGGCGGGCGGGCGGUAGAGCGGGCGGCAGGAGGCGAGCGGCGAAACCUUCCCGGUCGCCGCUCCCGUCCCGACGGCGGCUUCCCCAAGGCAGCAGGACUCGGCGCGCCAUGGACAGGCCGGCGGCGGCGGCAGUGGCGGCGGCGGGCUGCGAGGGCGGCGGGGGCCCGAACCCGGGACCGGCGGGCGGCAGGAGGCCUCCUCGGGCCGCGGGGGGCGCCACCGCCGGCUCCCGGCAGCCCAGCGUGGAGACCCUGGACAGUCCCACAGGAUCACAUGUUGAAUGGUGUAAACAGCUUAUAGCUGCUACAAUUUCUAGUCAGAUUUCAGGUUCAGUGACAUCAGAAAAUGUAUCCAGAGAUUACAAGGAGAUUCAGGAAGAACACAAUGGCUACCCUUCUGAAGCUGAAGCUGAUCAGGUGGCUCUAAGGGAUGGAAAUAAGCUGGCACAGAUGGAAGAGGCUCCACUUUUCCCAGGAGAAUCAAUUAAAGCCAUUGUGAAAGAUGUCAUGUAUAUCUGCCCAUUUAUGGGAGCAGUGAGUGGAACCCUGACAGUGACGGACUUUAAGCUGUACUUCAAAAAUGUCGAGAGGGACCCGCAUUUUAUCCUUGAUGUUCCCCUUGGAGUGAUCAGCAGAGUUGAGAAGAUUGGAGCACAGAGUCAUGGAGACAAUUCCUGUGGUAUAGAGAUAGUGUGCAAGGAUAUGAGGAACUUGCGGCUUGCUUAUAAACAGGAAGAACAGAGUAAACUAGGGAUAUUUGAAAACCUCAACAAACAUGCAUUUCCUCUUUCUAACGGACAGGCACUAUUUGCAUUCAGCUAUAAAGAAAAAUUUCCAAUUAAUGGCUGGAAAGUUUAUGAUCCAGUAUCUGAAUAUAAGAGACAGGGCUUGCCAAAUGAGAGUUGGAAAAUAUCCAAAAUAAACAGUAAUUAUGAGUUCUGUGACACCUACCCUGCCAUCAUUGUUGUGCCAACUAGUGUAAAAGAUGAUGACCUUUCAAAAGUGGCAGCUUUUCGAGCAAAAGGCAGAGUCCCUGUGUUGUCAUGGAUUCAUCCGGAAAGUCAAGCAACGAUUACCCGUUGCAGCCAGCCACUUGUGGGUCCCAAUGAUAAACGCUGCAAAGAGGAUGAAAAAUACUUGCAAACAAUAAUGGAUGCUAACGCACAGUCACACAAGCUUAUCAUCUUUGAUGCUCGACAAAACAGUGUCGCUGAUACCAACAAGACAAAGGGUGGAGGAUAUGAAAGUGAAAGUGCUUACCCAAACGCAGAACUUGUGUUCUUGGAGAUCCACAACAUUCAUGUCAUGCGAGAGUCACUACGCAAAUUAAAAGAGAUCGUGUACCCUUCGAUCGAUGAGGCACGGUGGCUCUCCAAUGUGGAUGGGACGCAUUGGCUGGAAUAUAUAAGGAUGCUGCUUGCUGGGGCAGUAAGAAUUGCUGAUAAAAUAGAAUCUGGGAAAACAUCUGUGGUGGUGCAUUGCAGCGAUGGUUGGGACCGAACAGCCCAGCUCACAUCUCUGGCUAUGCUAAUGUUGGACAGUUACUACAGGACCAUUAAAGGAUUUGAAACUCUUGUAGAAAAGGAGUGGAUAAGCUUUGGACACAGGUUUGCACUGCGGGUGGGCCAUGGUAAUGACAACCAUGCGGAUGCUGACCGAUCUCCUAUAUUUCUGCAGUUUAUUGAUUGUGUUUGGCAAAUGACAAGACAGUUUCCUUCAGCAUUCGAGUUUAAUGAGCUAUUCUUGAUUACAAUUUUGGAUCACCUUUAUAGCUGUCUUUUUGGGACCUUUUUGUGCAACUGUGAACAGCAGCGAUUCAAGGAGGAUGUAUAUACAAAGACGAUAUCUUUAUGGUCGUAUAUCAAUAGCCAGCUAGACGAGUUUUCUAAUCCCUUCUUUGUGAAUUAUGAAAACCACGUGUUAUAUCCUGUUGCUAGUCUGAGUCAUUUGGAAUUGUGGGUAAACUAUUAUGUACGAUGGAAUCCACGGAUGAGACCUCAGAUGCCCAUUCACCAGAAUCUCAAGGAGCUGCUGGCCGUCAGGGCGGAGCUGCAGAAGCGUGUGGAGGGCCUACAGCGGGAGGUGGCCACGCGCGCCGUCUCAUCCUCAUCUGAGCGGGGCUCCUCGCCCUCCCACUCCGCCGCCUCCGUCCACACCUCGGUCUGAUGGGCGAGGCCAGCCUGCUGCUCCACUGUCUCCCGGUGGCUCAGGAAAGGGACCUGGCGAUCACUGUUAUGGCUGUAGCUUGUGAUCUUGUCUUUUAGGAUUAGGCCCAGGGACCAUUUGUGUGGCUAGGUGACAGCUCCCACUGUUGGCAAGUGCUUUUCGUUUUGUGAACAGCCCGUUACCCUCCUGUCAGCGGUUUCACAGGGGAGCCAUCUUGUCACAUCCACCCUGUGAAGCAGCUUCCAGCAUCCAGGCAGCUUGGGAGAAGCUAAGUGAACGGAAUGCAGUACUGAGGUUCAAGAAAGCUGUACGCCACUUCUUUCCAAGUUAAAUCCUUCAGUAACAACAAACACCAUUCCCUUCGAGAUGCAUUGCCAGCCCCGUGGCUUCCCUCAGCUCUUGGCCACAACUUGAAAACUGUUUUGAAUGAAGUACUUGGGGAGAAGACAGGCCACUGCCCUCUGUUCCACAGUUUUCUUCAUGCACGGGGUCCUCCUGUAACAAUUACUGUUGUGUACAUAUAAGGUAUUUUUAGAGAAGAGAAACAGGCCUUUAUUUUCCUAUGUCCUUUUUUACGUUUAGAAUAGUCACCUGAGGAGGGAUCAGCUCAACUGUACUGUGGGAGAAAUUCUUUUCCAACAAACCUCAUGCUCAUUUUUCUGUGGUGCAUUUGAAAUGGGAUUUGAACAUGGUCAUUUCAAGGGCAACGUGUUCUGUCCUCACCUCACUCUGGUACUCGCCUCUUGGGGCGGCUCAGCCCAUUCAUGGGGACGGCACCAAGCGGCCAUGCUCAGUCUUCCAGCCCUGCUGAGGGUAAACCAAGGCCUCUGGCAGCUGUGCACAGGUGCUGGCCUCUGGCUCCUUCAAGGAGCACUGCCUGUCACUCGCUCCUGGGCUGUCUGGCCAUGUUUCCCACCCCCACUUUACCGCAGCCAGCUGCUGGGAUCCAAGCAAGUCUGUUCUUCUGGUAUUUGCCUGUAUGAAAUCAUUGCUCGUUUUAUCACAAUUCCUUCAACUCAGCUCACUCACAUGGCUGCCUGUUAAUAUGUGAAAGCAGCCACUGUGCUGUGGCUUUGGUUUGGAAAAGCACAGCACGCACUUCCCUUGGGUUUCCCUUCCCAGAGCCGACGGCAGCUGGUCAGCCCUCUCUUCCCGCUCCUGAACCUUUACUUACUGACUUUGAGCUCUGUGACUCCAUCGGUUCUCGCAGGAAUUAAUUUACCACCAAUUGGUUCAAUCCACUUGAGCGCCAUAGCUCUGAGCUCCUCUGUGUGACAUGCCACAGAUGACUAUUGCACACCUGGGUCCUGCCCCAGCAGGCCAUGCCCCUCCCAUGUGCCGUGCCCGUUGCUGCAACUGCCCCCCCACCCCGCCACGGGCUGCAGGAAUUCAGCCUUUAGAGGCAGAGGCAGCUGCAGCGGCUCCUAAGGUCAAGCCCCAGUGUGACUGCGUAGCAAUGUUAGCUGGUUGGUUUCAAAUUACUGGAUUCCAGGCAAAGUCCUACAAAUUGACCUUAUUUUUGAAAACAUGUCCAGGGUUUUUUCAUAGAGAAUGGAUUUUUUUAACUGGGAACCUCCUGAUUCUUACGGAAAAUUAUCCUUCUAUAAGAUACCAGACAGAUUUAUUCAAGGUAAUUUGAUAACCUAAAAAUCAAUUCUCCAUUUUUAUCACAUGUGGGAUUUGUUGUGAAAUCAUAUUCGACAUUAGCUUUUAUGUUCCUAACAUAUCUGAAAGCUUAUUUAUGAAUGGAUAUACUGGAUUGUUGAUAUACUGAUUUUUUUUUAAUGGGGACAUUUGCCAUCUUCUUCCCAGAAAUACGUAAUCCCCUGGCUGACUAGGACUAUUAAACAUAGUGUGGACUGGAUGAUGCCUUCGACAAACCAGAGAAGCCAAGUUGUGGGGAGCUGGUGCCUGGAGUGGGCCCUGUGCACCUCACCUGGCGGAGGCUGGGGGGGGCUCUGUCAGCAGGACCCUAAAGAAAAAGACUCUCAUUCGCUUUUAAAGAAGCACAACGGGUCAUUUUCCUUUGUAUGUUCCUAGCGCAGAACUGUUUGUAAAACAACUUGAAGUAUAGUUUUGUUAUCUAAGCAAUUUUGUUUUAAGAAGUGUACUAGAAUGCGAAACCUUUACAGUUCAGGUUUUUAAAAACUGGUACAGUAUUGUAUUUGUCUCAUCUGUUGCACUGUAUUUCAAUCUGUAAUUAAAAUGAUCAUAUGUUU